CGACAGCUGUUUAUUAUUGACUUUUUUUAUUGAAAAAACGUCAUUGUUUCAGAACUUUUUUACUACUCUUACUACAAAAUUUAAUUAAAUUCCAAAUAACUAAUCAUUUAGUUAAAAUUUACCUAAAAUAAAGUUAUUUGUUAACUUAAAUCCCUACAUUCCAGUAUCACCACAAUGGUUUGUGUUCCUUGUUUCAUUAUUCCCGUACUACUGUACAUUUGGCACAAAUUUAUCCAACCCAUAAUGCUGCGUUAUUGGAAUCCUUGGGCCAAGAAAGAUGCCCAGGGUAAUGUUAUUAAAGAAGCCCCCGAAUUUCCAUUCGAAUGCAAAGGUGGAGUUUGUCCUUAUCCAGGUGCUAAGAAGAAGCUGAAAGAUAAUGAGUCAGAAAACAAUCCGGAAGAUAAGAACGAAAGUGAAGCGGCGACCUUGACAACAAAGCCAGAAAUUGUAGCAGCAACCUCGGAAGUGGAUAGUAAAAAAGUUAAUUAAAUGUAAUAAAAUUAGUUUAAAAGAGAGGACAACAAGUAUUUUAAGUUUUAAUUUUUAAAGAAAAUAAUUGUUUUUUAAACUUUGGACUAUGUAUUUAGUUUUUAUGGACAAGAUAAAAUAAAAAGUAAAUAAAUAUUCGUG
Messenger RNA from Lucilia sericata (common green bottle fly), 630 nucleotides. RefSeq names its product UPF0729 protein GD16342. NCBI's taxonomy places the organism in Eukaryota, Metazoa, Arthropoda, Insecta, Diptera, Calliphoridae. The transcript has a single exon. The record is from RefSeq and is a predicted model, not a curated record. Bases 175 to 489 code for a protein of 104 amino acids.